AUGAACGAGUUCUGCCCGAGCGUCUUCUUCUACUUAUGUUCCGUGGUGCCGCCGAUUUGGAUCCUGGAGCUGGACCUGGCGUCGAGUAGGGCGAACGCCUCCGCCAGCUGGAAUGCCACCGAUUGCUAUUCCAUGCAGAAGUUUCCGCCCACCAACCCGAGCACGAAGGAGGCGCUCUCUCGACUUCUCGACAUUUACUUGCCGUUAGCGCUGCCGCGUGAGCAGUGGGCAAAGAUCUUAGAGCAGAUGCUGCUCGUGAUCCUCAUCGUCGGCAGAUGGCUUCUACCCAAAGGGGAGCUGACCCGAGACCAGUUGUCUCAACUGCUUCUAGUCUACAUCGCCAUGGCGGCGGACAUCGUUGAACUCUUCGAGGCCUUCAAGGAGAAGGAGGUCAUCGUCAACAAGGAGCUCACUUUCUACAUCCUCGGUCAGAUGUGUCAGCGCUUCCUCUCUUGGUUCUAGCUCAGUGGCGUGCAAUUAGGCCAUGUAAAUCAUGCACCGCAUGGCCUGUUCGGACGAGAAAAAGGUGG
This is a messenger RNA of Darwinula stevensoni, 530 nucleotides long. Lineage: Eukaryota; Metazoa; Arthropoda; Ostracoda; Podocopida; Darwinulidae. The record is from the annotation of a GenBank genome assembly.